UUCUCAACCCAAAGAUACACUUCACCUGUGGUCGAUUCCAUUCGUACUCAUGACCAGUCGUCUGAGUUCUUCUAGCUAUGGCAAGUCUCAAUCUACCCAAGACCGUGAAUAUUAGCGAUGACUUUGAAGGCUUCAACAAGGAUGCCUUUUGCAUCCAGAAGCACUAUCAAGAGUCUAUUCACAAGGUGCUAGUUCCCCAUGGUAUGAUCCAGGACCGAAUCACCAAGUUGGCCAAUGACAUCUUCACAGAUUCCCGAGAAACAGGGAUGGACUCGCUGGUUACUCUAUGUGUACUAAAAGGAGGAUACCGGUUCUUCGCUGAUCUCCACGAUAAACUCAGUAUCAUUAACAGCAGUCAUAACUCCGGAGGAAGCAUCUACAUGACGGUGGAUUUUAUUCGUCUGAAGAGUUACGAGAACACGGAUUCCACUGGUGACGUCAAAGUCGUUGGUGGCUACAACUUGGAGACACUCAAGGGCAAAAAUGUUCUUGUGGUAGAGGACAUUGUCGACACAGGGCGCACAAUGAAAAAGCUUUUGGAACUGUUGACCAAGUGCGACCCAAAGUCGGUGAAGGUUGCGUGUCUCGCGAGGAAGCGCACUCCGCUUAGCGACGGAUUUAGGCCUGAUUAUGUGGGCUUUGAAGUGCCUAAUCACUUCGUCAUUGGAUACAACUUUGAUUACAACGAGAACUUCAGGGACCUCAUGCACAUCUGCCAAAUCAGUCAGUCGGCCGUUGAGAAGUACAAGUCUCAUAACGAAUGAACUUACCUCUCUCCAUGCUCCAGUAUCCACUAGAAGGCGAGCAAAAUCCAUGAAGUGAUUAGGAGCCUCACCUUGCCUCAGAGGUUCGCAAUCGUGUUCGUCAAAGUAACUCGCCAUAAUCUGGGGGAAGAAGAGCAAUGAUCUGUUAUUUAAUGUUUAGAGAAUGAUCGUUUUUUAGUCAAUCGUUACCUCCACCAGAAAACAUGCAUGGAGUCCAAUUGAACAGGACUCCUCGCAAGUUUGAUUUGGCUCCUAAUGAUUGAAUUCUCAUAAGAGAGUUCGAUUAAAAAAGCGCUGACUUUA
This is a messenger RNA of Tigriopus californicus, 1067 nucleotides long. RefSeq names its product hypoxanthine-guanine phosphoribosyltransferase-like. Gene Ontology annotation, biological process: IMP salvage; guanine salvage; GMP salvage. The record is from RefSeq and is a predicted model, not a curated record. The coding region runs from base 78 to 764 and encodes 228 amino acids. Gene Ontology annotation, molecular function: magnesium ion binding; hypoxanthine phosphoribosyltransferase activity. Lineage: Eukaryota; Metazoa; Arthropoda; Copepoda; Harpacticoida; Harpacticidae. The transcript has 3 exons.